Molecule: messenger RNA, 2630 nt
Organism: Peromyscus californicus insignis
Lineage: Eukaryota; Metazoa; Chordata; Mammalia; Rodentia; Cricetidae
Gene: CUNH7orf25
Product: chromosome unknown C7orf25 homolog
Exons: 3
Coding region: 987-2252 (421 amino acids)
Source: RefSeq, a predicted model, not a curated record
UCUCAGUUUCUUUUCCGGUAAUGUUGGACACUCCACUUGGCUAAAUAUUCCCAGCCCGUCAGAAGCCACGCAGUUCUCUGCUCUGUUCGGCUGGACAGCACAUUUAAAGGCUUCUAUGAAAGGCCAGGAUGGUGCAACUGAAAGUGCUUCCGAGCGGCGUUUGGAGCCUCUGCUGGCUCUCCGGUUUUUAUUUUGUUAAAAAUAGCCAAACCUGAGACCCAAAUAAGUUUUACCAUCCAGGACUCAGUGCGAGUGAGACCCAGCCCUAGACCCGCCUCUGCUCUCUGGCAGCUCAGCUUUCAGUCACACUGGUGCCCUCAACAAAUAUGGCCGCUGCGCUGCCGCCUGCACUCGAGCUCAAGCUCACCCGGCCGGAACCACGUAAUGCCGGAGGCGGGACUCAGCAGGCGGAGUGUCUCAGCAGAGCAAGGUGAGGGCUGGCUGGUGAGCUGUCCCUGCAUACUGCCUCUGUGUGCCCUCGCCAUGUGCGCGUGGGGUCUGUGGCGCUGCUGAUGGUGGUGUUUUCAGCAAUAAGGUCAUACUGUCAAGUUCUAUAUGAUGACCAAGAACAUUGGCAAUACCCUGUAAUGUCUGGAGAUCUAUGGGAACUCACUGGCCAGCAGCUCCAAAAGAAGUAACCCAUUUCUGACACUGGGCUUUUUAUUUGUUAGCCUUGGGUCUCAGGGACACAUGACACUCUGUUGUAAGGGCUUGCUGCGGAUCUCAUGGCCUGAAGAAAUGAAGGUCUAAACAAGUGUCAGAAUCUAGCACACUUGAGGAAGAGUUCAAACAUACUGCUUGUUUCUGCUGUCAAAGGAGGGAGGCAAGCUCUCCCAAAGUCCCUCACACGGAAGCCCAAGUUCAUAGUCUCAACCUUCCUGAACUCUGUUGCUAGAUCGGGCUUUUUAAUCAUUUAAUUACAUCAUAGAAGUACAUUGAGAUUGUCGCUGUUUGUGGUCUUCCAUGAAAGGAAUAAUGCUGUCAGCAUGUCUGCCCACUCCAUGCUCUCUGAAAGAAUUGCCAUAGCCAAGGAACUGAUCAAGAGAGCGGAAUCCCUUUCCAGAUCAAGAAAAGGUGGCAUAGAAGGUGGUGCAAAGCUGUGUAGCAAACUCAAGGCAGAGCUAAAAUUCUUACAGAAAAUAGAGGCUGGGAAGGUAGCUAUUAAAGAAUCCCAUUUGCAAAGCACAAAUCUAACACACUUGAAAGCCAUUGUGGAAUCGGCAGAGAACCUGGAAGAAGUUGUUAGUGUUCUUCGUGUUUUUGGUUACACAGAUACCUUGGGAGAAAAACAGACUCUUGUGGUGGACGUAGUAGCAAAUGGAGGUCAUACUUGGGUCAAAGCUAUUGGCCGGAAGGCUGAAGCACUGCACAACAUCUGGCUGGGCAGGGGCCAGUAUGGCGACAAAAGCAUCAUUGAGCAGGCUGAAGACUUCCUUCAGGCCAGUCACCAACAACCAGUGCAGUAUAGCAACCCUCACAUUGUGUUUGCAUUCUACAACAGCGUCUCUAGCCCCAUGGCAGAAAAGCUGAAAGAUAUGGGCAUAUCUGUAAGAGGAGACAUCGUAGCCGUCAACUCUCUGUUAAAUCACCCUGAAGAGUUACAGCUGAGUGAGAGUGAGUCCGAUGAGGAGGGCCAAGAACUUCUGCAGGUGACAAGAGUGGACCGAGAAAAUGUACUGGCACACGUUGCAUUUCCAACAGAGAUCAAGGUUGAUGUAUGCAAAAGAGUGAAUCUGGACAUCACGACUUUAAUCACAUAUGUGUCUGCCAUGAGUUACGGAGGCUGCCACUUUAUCUUCAAAGAGAAAGUUCUCACAGAACAAGCCGAGCAAGAGAGGAAAGAGCAGGUUUUGCCUCAGCUGGAAGCAUUUAUGAAGGACAAGGAGUUGUUUGCCUGUGAAUCUGCUGUCAAGGAUUUUCAGUCUAUUCUAGAUACCUUAGGGGGACCAGGAGAGAGAGAGAGGGCCACUGUACUAAUUAAACGAAUCAGUGUGGUACCAGACCAGCCUUCUGAGCGUGCCUUGAGACUAGUGGCAAGUUCAAAGAUUAAUAGCCGUUCAUUAACGAUUUUUGGGACGGGGGAUACCCUGAAAGCCAUCACGAUGACUGCCAAUAGUGGUUUUGUCAGAGCUGCCAACAACCAGGGUGUUAAAUUCAGUGUGUUCAUCCAUCAGCCCAGAGCACUCACUGAGAGUAAAGAGGCGUUAGCUGUGCCCUUACCAAAAGAUUUCCCCAAUGAUAGUGCACACUAGCGGUAUUCUUUAGGUGUUGUCAUGGAAAUACAUUAUUUAUACCAAAGGCUGGCCUUCCUGUCUAUAUUGAGAGAAAAAAGUUUAUAGUAAAAGUAAUAUUUAGAACUCAUAUGUUUAAGUAGAGGUUUUUUGUGUUUCGUCUAUUUAAGGUCUGAAAAUUAGAGAACACUCAAGAGACAAUCUUAUUUAUCUCUGUAUUACAUCACAAACUACGUUCUGGCAGGUAAGAACAGAAAUACAUCUGUUUAAGGCUUUUAGUGAUCUUGUAAUGCUUUUGUUUGCCUCAGCAGGGCUGCAGACUCUACUACAGGAAAUUGCAUUUCAUGGAAUGUGGCUACAUGAUUCUUGAGUUCAUUAAAUAUCUGGAGAAAACUCUGA